Messenger RNA from Lachnellula hyalina, 1554 nucleotides. RefSeq names its product Cyrochrome P450 monooxygenase. The record is from RefSeq and is a predicted model, not a curated record. The transcript is spliced from 5 exons. NCBI's taxonomy places the organism in Eukaryota, Fungi, Ascomycota, Leotiomycetes, Helotiales, Lachnaceae. Bases 1 to 1554 code for a protein of 517 amino acids. Gene Ontology annotation, molecular function: oxidoreductase activity, acting on paired donors, with incorporation or reduction of molecular oxygen; monooxygenase activity; heme binding.
AUGCUCUUCUUUGACAUCCUCCCCCAGACCACCUUUUUUGGGGUAAUCUUGGCCUUAGUAGUCGUGUGGUGCAUCCAGACCGCUGUCUACCGCCUCUACUUUUCUCCAAUUGCUCACUUUCCGGGCCCAAAGCUUGCGGCAUUCACGCUCUGGUACGAGUUCUACUAUGAUGCCUGGCUCGGUGGGCAAUAUGUCUUUAAAAUACAUAGGUUGCAUGCGCAAUACGGCCCCAUCAUUCGAAUAAACCCCUACGAGCUUCACAUCGACACCCCAGAAUUCUACGAUGAACUAUACGCCGGGUCGAGCAAGAAGCGUGAUAAGUACAGAUGGCACAAUAAAUGGGCUGCAAAUGAUUCAUCGGCAUGGGGAUCGAUUGACCACGAUAUUCACAGGAUGCGCCGUGGAGUGAUAAAUCUGUUCUUCUCUAAAGCCAGCGUUAGACGUCUCCAGCCAGUCAUUCAAGAGCGUGUAGACCAGCUAUUGUCGCGGAUCAAAGGUUUUAAAGUCUCGGGGAAACGACUGACUAUAUCUCUGGCUUAUGUCGCACUAUCAAGUGAUGUCAUCGCCGACUACUCUUUCGGGCGAAGACCUCAGCGCCUCGAGCAAGAAGAUUUUGACCCAGCAUACGCCCAGGCAAUGCACGAACAAGCUGCCACUAUGCACUUCAAUAAUCAGAUAUACUGGCCCUUUCAACUCCUCACUUCACUUCCACAUUGGCUAGCCCUUGCAAUUGCACCGAACAUCUCCUUGUAUAUCGAUUUCGUACUUGACUGUGCAAAAUCCAUCGAGGCGAUAAAGAAUGGCUCUUGCGAUCUUUCCACGAAGACAAGUCAUCCUACCCUCUUCCAGGAAUUACUCGAGGGCGACGUCCCGGACAGCGAAAAGAGCAUUGAUCGACUUGUACAGGAGGCACAAGUUGUUGUUUCAGCAGGUACUGAGACAACUGCUUGGUGUCUUUCAGUCAUCACGUUCUAUAUAUUAACGAAUCCCACGAUUUUAGAAAGGUUGAGGGUAGAACUCGAAGAAGCGAUUCCUGAUCCGGAUAAACCGGUGCCGGUGGAGAACAUUGAGCAGCUUCCAUACCUGACUGCGUGUAUCCAAGAGGGUUUGCGGCUUUCAUAUGGCCUUAGUACCAGGCUACCGAGAGUCUCGCCAGUUGAUGUUAUGGUGUUCAAUGAUGGGAAGAAGGACUGGCAUAUUCCACCAGGAACCCCAACAAGCAUGACCUCAUAUCUAAUACACCACAACGAAUCAAUCUUCCCAAAGUCCCACGAAUACAUUCCGCAGCGCUGGAUCGACGACCCCCGCCUUGACAAGUACCUGAUUUCCUUUUCCAAGGGAACUCGGCAGUGUGCGGGCAUCAACCUCGCAUACGCCGAGCUCUAUACUACACUGGCCAAUAUCUUCCGGCGUUAUGGAGGGCCUGAAAGUACGGGGCCAGAGGGAAGCCUUGAGCUGUUUGAGACGAUGAAACAAGACGUAGAGAUGGUGGCGGAUAUGUUUAUCCCCUUUGUGAAGAGGGGAUCGAAAGGCAUUCAGGUGUUUGUGAAGUAG